This is a messenger RNA of Naumovozyma castellii, 2754 nucleotides long. RefSeq names its product mRNA-binding ubiquitin-specific protease UBP3 (gene UBP3). Bases 1 to 2754 code for a protein of 917 amino acids. The transcript has a single exon. NCBI's taxonomy places the organism in Eukaryota, Fungi, Ascomycota, Saccharomycetes, Saccharomycetales, Saccharomycetaceae. The record is from RefSeq and is a predicted model, not a curated record.
AUGUCUGAAACUAAAGAAGAAUCAACAUCCAUGUAUCCUCCAACCAACUCUCCACCACAGCCACAGGCAAACAUGCAUUUCCCAGUCCAUUAUCAAGCCACGGCACCUAUGCAAAUGUACCCUUUCCAAAGUCCGUACAUGUACGGACAACAACCUGCCUAUGCAUUCAAUAUGGUCAAUCAAAACCAAAUGAUGUAUCAGAAUAAUGCAGGAGGUAUGCCCACACAAGGAGGCGGCAAUGGUUUCAAUGGAUCAAAGAAGAAGUACGGUAAUAAUAGCAAUAUGGGUUCCAAGACUCAUAAUUAUCAUCAAAAUGCCAACAGUCCUAGUUAUACUCCAACUUAUCAUUCUACUAGUAACAAUAACUUGAAUACUCAUUCAAAGAGAAGCCAUUCUAAUUACAAUAAUAGCACAGACUCGACCGGGACAACUACGCCAAGUUAUGACCCAUUUAGAUUCGACGUCUCUAAAUUGACCGUCACUAAGACAUUGGAAUUCCCAUUAUUUGUAAACGCAAAUCAAAAAGAUUAUAUAAGGGCUAGGUCUAAGAGACGUGAGGUGAGAUUGAAAACUAUAAAUUCUGUCAAGGAAAUAAAUUUGGACAUAAAUGAAGAAGAAAAAAUAACUGAACCACCAAAAGAAGCUGAGAAAAAGGUGGAGCAGAAAUUAGAACCUCAAGUGGAAAUCGUCUCCAAAAAGGAUAAGGCAGAUGAAGUACCUAAGCCAGAAAAAGAAACUGAAACUAAAAAAUCUUCUACUGUCACUAUAGAGAAGGACAAGGCGAAGCGUUCCUCCACCCCUGCAACUCCAAAGCCUGUAUUAGAAGUAGUACCUACCGAAUCAAAGAAAAAGGAAAAGGAAAACCGUACCAAGAAGGAAGAAUCUGAAGUUGCAUUAAAUCUACCUUCUCCUGAAGAGAAAUCAUCCGCAGAUGUAGUAGUACCAACUACUCCAGCGGCUACAAAAGCACCAACUCCAAUGUUAUGGGCUGCAGUUGCCUCAGGUGGUAUCUCUAAAGUAAAACAAGCAAGCUCAUCGUCGAAGAACCUAACCUCCACCAAGGGAGCACCAGCAUCUGUUUCAAAGAGCAGUCGUUCUCCCAAUGCCCUAGCACAAGCUCCACAAAAGAAAGAUAGUAAAUAUGUCCCACCGUCAACAAAAGGUGCAGAAUCUUUAGGUUCCAUUGCUUUAAGAAUGUGUUUUGACCCAGACUUUAUUAAUUACACAUUAAAGACAAAACAAAACUCUAAUGUGGACCGUACGAUUCCAAUUAAAUCUAUCAUUCCAAGAGGUAUUGUUAAUAUGGCCAAUAUUUGUUUCAUGAGUUCUGUUUUGCAGGUGUUAUUAUACUGUAAGCCUUUCAUUGACAUAUUGAACGUUAUUAGUACUAGAAAUAUGUAUUCUAGAGUCGGUGUUUCAUCUUCCAGACUAUUAGAUGCAUGUGUGAAUCUUUAUAAACAGUUUGAUAAGGAAACUGUAGAAGCUCAACAAAAGGAAAUGGAAGAGAGCAAAUCAUUAUCAACUUCAAAUCCAACUUCGGCUCCAAGUUCUGCGUCGUCCUCUGUUUCGUCUUCUUCAAUGGGAUCUCUCGUUUCUGCUUCUAAUGCUACACCUCCUCCCCAACAAUCAAAGGAAAAGACAAAGCAACUAGAUGGACAAACUUCUGCCACAUCAGAAACUGGUAUCACAACAUCUCUACCUGCUAUUAAACCUGAUGAUUUUUACAAAAUUUUAUCCACAAUUCCUAAAUUUAGAGAUUUGCAAUGGGGCCGUCAAGAAGAUGCAGAAGAAUUCUUAACUCAUUUAUUAGAUCAACUACACGAAGAAUUGGUUUCAUCUAUUGAUUGUUUGACUGAUAACGAAAUUCAAAACUUAUUACAAAGUAUUAAUGAUGAAUCAUUGAAAAUAUUUAUCGUAAGAAAUUUACCACGCUAUAAGAAGGCGGACUUUAUUACUAAUAUAUCUCCGAAAUUAAAGGAGUUGAUUAACAAAUAUGGUGCUGCAAAUGAUGACACAUCCAGUGACAAUGAAUGGUUUGAAGUUAGUGGUAGUAGCAAAAAGGGUAAGAAAAAUAAGACCGCUGCAAAGAGAACUGUGGAAGUUAUUCCAUCACCAAUUUCUAACCUAUUUGGUGGCCAAUUCCGUUCGGUAUUGGAUAUUCCAAAUAAUAAAGAAUCUCAGUCGAUCACUUUAGAUCCAUUCCAAACUAUACAAUUAGACAUUUCAGAUCCUAAAGUUAAUGAUCUUGAAAGUGCCUUCAAACAGUUUAGUGAGUAUGAAUUAUUACCAUUUAGAACAUCGAAUGGCACCGACGUUGAAGCCAAGAAGCAAACCUUUAUUGAUAAAUUGCCACGAGUAUUAUUAAUUCAAUUGAAACGUUUUGCAUUUGUUACAAACAGUAAUAAAGAUAGUAACAUGUCUAACUAUAAUGCAUACAGCGGGCGUAUUGAAAAGAUUCGCAAGAAGAUUAUUUAUGGUCAUGAUCUGACAAUACCUAUCGAAUCUGUCUCAUCCACUUCAUUGAGAGAUGAUGCCAAUAGGGAAUAUAAGCUAACUGGGGUUAUUUAUCAUCAUGGUAGUAGCCCAGAUGGUGGUCAUUACACGGCUGAUGUCUUUCAUCAACAGACCAAUAAAUGGUAUAGAAUCGACGAUGUCAAUAUCAGUGAAUUGAAAAAUGAUCAUGUUCUGGACGCAGAUGAUAAUGAUAUGGGAACCAGAACAGCUUAUAUCUUAAUAUAUGAAAAGAAAAACUAA